Acanthoscelides obtectus is the source of this 640-nucleotide messenger RNA. NCBI's taxonomy places the organism in Eukaryota, Metazoa, Arthropoda, Insecta, Coleoptera, Chrysomelidae. The record is from the annotation of a GenBank genome assembly.
CACUACAAAAAGGUUAUUUACCGUAUUUCUAUGGUAUCAAAACAGCUUUGGCCUAAGGAAUGUUAAUCAGUUCAUAGAGUUUAAUUAGUAAGACUGCUUCUGUGAUAGUGUGACAAACGAAAAUAUAUCAUCCAAAAUGAAAUACGUUGUGUGCAUUGGGUUGUGCUUGGCAGUAGUUAACGGCAUGCCAUUUGAAGUUGCUGAAUAUAAAGAAGGAGAGCAGUAUUACAUGGUUCCCCUUAGCAGAACAAGAAGAUCUCCUCAGUCUCAAACUGGUGUGGACGUGAACAAACAAGGAGUUUCUCUAAAUCACGGAGGAAAUAUCUUGGACAGGAACGGACAUACCCUCGAUGGGUCUGCAUAUGCAAGCAAAGGAUACCAUUCACCUGGACUCCGACCAGAUGCGUUUGGUGGACAGGUGAACUACAACCAUUAACCUUCCAGGACCUCAGCGUAUCUUGGUGCAGAUCAUGUUAGAGGAUCUGGUACGGAUGCCAGAGCUGGAGUGCAACAUCAUUUUUACAGGAACAAAAAUUUCAACCUGGGAGCAGGUAUAGAAGCUCAGAGAUACUUCGGAGUCCCAUUUGGCAAUGGCCCCACCCAAUUUGGUGGCGUUAUCCGUGGUACUGGCCGAUUUUAG